Messenger RNA from Antechinus flavipes (yellow-footed antechinus), 12494 nucleotides. RefSeq names its product pecanex 1 (gene PCNX1). Bases 10 to 7080 code for a protein of 2356 amino acids. The record is from RefSeq and is a predicted model, not a curated record. The transcript has 36 exons. Lineage: Eukaryota; Metazoa; Chordata; Mammalia; Dasyuromorphia; Dasyuridae. Gene Ontology annotation, cellular component: membrane.
CGGGCGGGGAUGGGGUCCCAGACGCUGCAAAUCCUCCGGCAGGGGGUGUGGGCCGCGCUUAGCGGCGGCUGGUACUACGACCCGCACCAAGGCACCUUCGUGAACGCGCUGCACCUCUACCUGUGGCUAUUCCUGCUCGGCCUGCCCUUCACCCUCUACAUGGCCCUUCCUUCUUCCAUGAUUAUAGUAGCAGUUUACUGUCCAAUGAUAGCUGCUAUCUUCAUUGUUCUGAAGAUGGUCAAUUACCGCCUGCACAGAGCACUUGAUGAAGGAGAAGUUAUAGAGAAGAAUGCUAAUGAACUCACUGAUCGGGGAAUCAAGCCAGAAAAAGAUAGCUGUUCAACCAGGAGAAAAGAUAGCAAUGGACCUAGUGACCCUGGUGGAGGUAUUGAAAUGUCUGAGUUUAUUCGAGAGGCUACACCCCCAGUUGGUUGCAGUUCACGAAAUUCUUAUGCUGGUCUAGACCCAAGCAAUCAGAUUGGAUCUGGCUCACCUCAGCUUGGAACAGAGGCAGUCAUUAAAGGAGAUACAGACACUGCCAAGACUUCUGAUGAUAUUAGUUUAAGCCUUGGACAGAGUUCUAGUUUGUGUAAAGAAGGAAGUGAAGACCAAGAUUUGGCAGCUGAUCGGAAGCUUUUCCAUCCAGUCUCCAAUGAUUCCUUCAUCUCUAUCCAGCCUUCAUUAUCUUCUUGUGGACAGGACUUACCAAGGGACUUCAAUGACAAAGCAAGCUCCCCAAAUCACCACCAUCAUGUGGAUCAAUCUCUGUCUAAUGCCUGUGACACAGAAGUAGCUUCUCUUGUACCAUUGCAUUCACAUUCUUAUAGGAAAGACCACCGGCCUCGAGGUGUUCCAAGAACCUCUAGCUCUGCUGUAGCUUUUCCAGAUGCAUCUCUAAAUGACUUUCCCCUCUAUCAGCAAAGGCGGGGUCUGGAUCCAGUCAGUGAGUUAGAAGGUUCCAAACCUCAUUCAGGAUCCAAAGAAUCUUUAGGAGAAAAUUCUUGUUUAUCUGGGGAUUUUCAGCUUCGUGGUGAAGUGAAAAGCUGCAGCCCACAGCCUCUUGCAAAAAGUGGAAAGAAUAAACCUUUGAAAGCAGACAAAAGUGUAGACAGCUUAAGGAGCCUGAGUACGAGGAGUAGUGGCUCAACAGAAAGCUAUUGCAGUGGAACUGAUCGGGAUACUAACAGUACCAUUAGCAGCUAUAAAAGUGAACAGACUAGUUCAACUCACAUAGAAAGUAUCUUAUCAGAGCAUGAUGAUUCUCCUAGAGGAGGAAAAAAGAAUGGUAAGAAAAAAGAGAUCUUUAUUAACCAAGAGGAAGAUAGUAGCUAUACCAGUGAUAACAGGACUAGCAGUGAAAUGACUGCUUUGAAAUUGAGUACAAAUAGUGAUGUACAGGAAGCCACAGAUUCCAAUGCCUUAGAUGAUGUACAUAGUCAGAAGGGUCUUAGUACCUCUGCAUCUGAAGAAGCUAAUAAAAAUCCUCAUGCAAAUGAAUUUACUACACAAACAGACAAGACUGUUGGAAAAACUGACAAAAGAGAAGAGCAGAGUGAUAAAUCAACUGUUUCAGUUGACUCAAGACUUUGUAAGGAUAUUAGUGGAAAACAAAAGGAAGGAGACGUGCGCCCUAAGUCCUCAAGCUUAAUCUACCGCACAGCCUCUGCUCACAAGUCAGGCAGGAGACGAACAGGAAAAAAGAGAGCUAGCAGUUUUGAUUCAAGUCGUCACAGGGAAUAUGUUUCUUUUCGAGGUAUAUCUGCUACCAAACCUCACAGUGCUAUAUUUUGUCAUGAUGAGGACUCAAGUGAUCAAAGUGAUUUGAGUAGAACUUCAAGCAUGCAAUCAGCUCAUCAGUUCAGCAGUGAUAGCUCUUCCAGUACCACCUCCCAUUCAUGUCAAUCUCCUGAAGGAAAGUACAGUGCUUUAAAGACCAAAUACAUUAAUAAAGAAAGAAGUGCUGAUUCUGAACAUACACACAAGGCUCAUGUGGGUCCUGACGGAACUAACAAAAAGCGCUCAUCACGUCGGACUAAUAGCACAAACAGUACCAAGAGCCGUGCCCGAGUAUUGAGCCUAGACAGUGGUACUGUUGCAUGUUUGAAUGAUGCAAAUAGGCUAAUGGCACCAGGGAGCAUUAAACCACUAACUACUUCAAAAUCAGAUCUUGAGGCCAAAGAAGGAGAAGUACUAGAUGAACUAUCUUUAUUGGGAAGGGCUUCACAGUUAGAAUCAGUCACUCGAUCUAGGAAUAGUUUGCCAAGCCAGGUUACUUUUCCUGAAGGGGAAGAGCAAGAUGCCACAAGUGGAGCAGCACAGGACAGCGAGGAGAUGGUUACAUUUCGCCGUGAACGCAGCACAUUUAGGCGUCAGGCAGUACGGCGCAGGCACAAUGCAGGGAGUAACCCUACCCCUCCUACAUUGCUCUUCGGAUCACCCCUCAGCCUUCAAGAUGGUCAGCAAGGCCAGCAGUCCACAGUCCAGGUCAAAGUCCAGUCCCGUCCCCCUUCCCAGGCUGCAGUGCUCAGUGCUAGUGCCUCCUUGCUGGUGAGAAAUGGGAGUGUCCACUUAGAAGCAUCACAUGACAAUGCAUCUGCUGUAGGCGUUAGCAGUUUGCAUCAUGAACUUGGUAUGCAGGCCUUAUGUAACCUUGGUGACAUGGAAGUUUUAAUGCAGCAGAUAAUGGGUAAGUUCUCUUCUACACUUUAUGAGACUGGUGGCUGUGACAUGUCACUUGUGAAUUUUGAACCAGCAGCAAGAAGAGCAUCCAACAUCUGUGACACGGACUCUCAUGUAUCCAGUUCUACCUCAGUUCGAUUUUAUCCCCAUGAUGUGCUCUCUCUUCCCCAGAUUCGAUUGAAUAGACUGUUGACCAUUGAUCCAGAUUUGUUGGAGCAACAAGAUAUAGAUUUAAGCCCUGAUCUUCAGGAACAUAUGCCACCACAAGAAGAAGCUGCCCAAAAAAUAGAACACUACUAUCGUUUUUGGAUUCUGCCCCAACUUUGGAUUGGCAUUAACUUUGACAGACUUACUCUUUUAGCCCUGUUUGAUAGGAAUCGUGAGAUACUAGAAAAUGUGUUGUCUGUCAUCCUGGCUAUUCUUGUUGCUUUUUUGGGAUCUGUCCUCCUUAUACAAGGCUUUUUUAGGGACAUCUGGGUCUUCCAGUUCUGCCUCGUGAUAGCCAGUUGUCAGUACUCACUACUUAAGAGUGUUCAGCCAGAUUCUUCUUCACCUAGACAUGGUCACAAUCGUAUCAUAGCCUAUAGUAGACCAGUUUAUUUCUGUUUGUGUUGUGGUCUCAUUUGGCUCCUGGAUUAUGGUAGCAGAAACCUUCCCACAACAAGGUUCAAGUUAUAUGGAAUGGCUUUCACCAAUCCACUGCUGCUUAUGUCUGCCAGGGAUUUAGUUAUAGUGUUCACACUAUGUUUCCCCAUAGUAUUCUUUGUUGGGCUCCUGCCUCAGGUGAAUACAUUUGUGAUGUACCUCUGUGAACAAUUGGAUAUUCAUGUUUUUGGUGGCAAUGCUACCACAAGCUUGCUUGCAGCACUUUACAGUUUCAUCUGUAGUAUUGUGGCAGUAGCAUUAUUGUAUGGACUAUGUUAUGGUGCUCUAAGGGAUUCUUGGGAUGGCCAACAUAUUCCUGUACUUUUCUCUGUGUUUUGUGGUUUGUUAGUGGCGAUAUCCUAUCAUCUAAGCAGACAAAGUAGUGAUCCCUCUGUACUUUUCUCUUUGGUGCAAUCAAAAAUUUUUCCAAAUACAGAAGAGAAAAAUCCAGAGGAUCCUCUCUCAGAAGUAAAAGACCCGCUGCCUGAAAAACUAAGAAAUUCUGUUAGUGAGCGAUUACAAUCUGACCUCAUAGUUUGCAUAGUGAUUGGUGUGCUGUAUUUUGCAAUUCAUGUAAGCACAGUGUUCACAGUUUUACAGCCUGCUCUGAAGUAUGUUCUCUAUACCUUGGUGGGCUCAGUAGGUUUUUUAACCCAUUACAUGCUGCCUCAAGUCCGGAAGCAGCUACCUUGGCAUUGUUUCUCUCACCCACUGCUGAAAACCAAGGAAUAUUACCAAUUUGAAGUUCGAAAUGCAGCCCAUAUUAUGUGGUUUGAGAAACUUCAUGUAUGGCUUAUUUUUGUGGAGAAGAAUGUUAUCUACCCAUUGAUCGUUCUUAAUGAGCUCAGUAGCAGUGCAAAGACUAUUGCUAGUCCUAAGAAACUGGAUACUGAGUUAGGCGCUUUAAUGAUCACCAUUGCUGGUUUGAAGUUGCUACGUUCUUCUUUCAGCAGUCCAACUUGUCAGUAUGUCACCGUCAUCUUCACUGUGCUCUUUUUCAAAUUUGAUUAUGAGGCUUUGUCAGAGACAAUGCUAUUAGAUCUCUUCUUCAUGUCCAUAUUCUUCAACAAGCUUUGGGAACUUCUAUAUAAGUUGCGGUUUGUGUAUACUUAUAUUGCACCAUGGCAGAUUACAUGGGGCUCUGCUUUUCAUGCUUUUGCUCAGCCUUUUGCUGUGCCUCAUUCAGCUAUGUUAUUUGUCCAGGCUGCUAUAUCUGCCUUCUUCUCAACUCCACUAAACCCUUUUUUGGGGAGUGCAAUAUUCAUCACUUCAUAUGUUCGACCAGUCAAAUUCUGGGAGAGAGAUUACAACACAAAGCGUGUGGAUCAUUCAAACACCAGGUUGGCUUCUCAGCUUGAUAGAAAUCCAGGAUCAGAUGACAACAAUCUGAAUUCCAUCUUUUAUGAGCAUUUAACCCGUUCCUUACAGCAUAGUCUAUGUGGAGAUUUACUGCUUGGGCGAUGGGGAAACUACAGUACUGGGGACUGUUUCAUUCUUGCUUCUGAUUAUCUCAAUGCAUUGGUCCAUCUUAUAGAAAUAGGCAAUGGUCUUGUCACUUUCCAACUGAGGGGACUUGAAUUUAGAGGUACUUACUGCCAACAACGAGAAGUAGAAGCCAUUACUGAAGGAGUAGAUGAAGAUGAUGGCUUUUGUUGCUGCGAACCUGGUCAUCUUCCCCACAUGCUCUCCUUUAACGCUGCAUUUAGUCAACGCUGGCUAGCUUGGGAGGUUCUUGUUACCAAAUAUGUGCUGGAAGGCUACAGCAUCACUGACAAUAGUGCAGCUUCUAUGCUGCAAGUGUUUGAUCUUCGGAAAAUACUCACCACAUAUUAUGUUAAAGGUAUCAUCUAUUAUGUUACAACCUCCUCCAAACUAGAAGAAUGGCUGGCCAAUGAGACAAUGCAGGAAGGACUGCGCUUAUGUGCUGACCGCAAUUAUGUUGAUGUAGACCCUACAUUUAAUCCAAAUAUUGAUGAAGAUUAUGAUCAUCGACUAGCGGGCAUAUCCAGAGAAAGUUUUUGUGUGAUUUAUCUCAACUGGAUUGAAUAUUGCUGUUCUCGAAGAGCAAAGCCACUAGAUGCAGAUAAAGAUUCUUCCCUAGUAACUCUUUGUUAUGGACUCUGUGUUCUGGGGCGAAGAGCUUUAGGCACUGCUGCUCACCAUAUGUCUAGUAAUUUGGAGUCGUUCCUGUAUGGCUUACAUGCCUUGUUUAAGGGAGACUUCCGUAUUUCUUCAAUCAGAGAUGAAUGGAUCUUUGCUGACAUGGAAUUACUAAGAAAAGUGGUAGUCCCCGGAAUCCGCAUGUCACUUAAACUUCAUCAGGAUCAUUUUACUUCUCCAGAUGAAUAUGAUGACCCUACUGUUCUUUAUGAAGCCAUCAUGUCUCAUGAACAAAAUCUGGUAAUAGCUCAUGAAGGGGACCCUGCUUGGAGAAGUGCAGUCCUUUCUAACUCUCCAUCCCUACUUGCUCUACGCCAUGUAAUGGAUGAUGGAACCAAUGAAUAUAAGAUCAUCAUGCUCAAUAAGCGCUACCUGAGCUUCAGAGUUAUCAAAGUAAAUAAAGAAUGUGUUCGUGGCCUUUGGGCAGGACAACAACAGGAACUAGUUUUCUUACGCAACCGUAAUCCAGAAAGAGGUAGCAUCCAAAAUGCAAAGCAAGCUCUAAGAAAUAUGAUUAAUUCAUCAUGUGAUCAGCCUAUUGGUUACCCCAUAUAUGUUUCACCCCUGACAACAUCAUACUCUGACAGCCAUGAACAGUUAAAGGACAUUCUUGGUGGUCCUAUCAGUCUGGGAAAUAUCAGAAACUUUGUAAUAUCAACCUGGCACAGGUUAAGGAAAGGUUGUGGAGCUGGCUGUAAUAGUGGUGGGAACAUUGAAGAUUCAGAUGCAGGAGGUGGAACUUCCUGCCCUAAUAAUAAUGCAACAAGUGCCAAUGAACCUCAUAGCAAUGUGCUGCAAGGAGGCAAUGGAAAUUCAGGACAAGGGCCUGGAACUGGGCUCUACCCUCCUGUCACAUCUCACCUUCCAACACUUGGUACCAGCCACAGCUCCCACUCUGUACAAUCAAGUCUGGUUAGGCAUUCUCCUGCUCGUGCCUCAGUUGCCAGUCAAUCCUCCUACUGCUAUAGCAGCCGUCAUUCAUCCCUCCGAAUGUCCACUACGGGAUUUGUGCCUUGCCGGCGCUCUUCCACCAGUCAGAUUUCCCUUCGUAACUUACCAUCAUCCAUCCAGUCCCGCCUUUCCAUGGUGAACCAAAUGGAACCAACUAACCAGACUGGUCUGGCCAGUAUGCAGUAUGGCCUUCCAUCUUCCAGCAGCUCCAGCCAAAGCAUCCCAGCCUGCAAACAUGCUCUUGUGGGUUUUCUAGGGACAGAAGGAGGACAGAAUAUUGCUGCUGAUUCACAAUCAGGUAGCAAUUUAAGUCCUGCCAACAAUCCACAAGCCAAAAAGGGAGAUGUGAUUUACAGAAUCCAAAUUGUGGAUCCCAGUCAGAUUUUGGAAGGGAUCAACCUGUCCAAAAGGAAGGAGCUGCAGUGGCCAGAUGAAGGAAUACGGUUAAAAGCUGGGAGGAAUAGCUGGAAAGACUGGACUCCUCAGGAAGGCAUGGAAGGACAUGUGAUUCACCGAUGGGUGCCUUGCAGCAGAGAUCCAGGUAGUAGAUCCCAUAUAGACAAGACUAUCCUGUUGGUCCAAAUUGAUGACAAAUAUGUUGCUGUGAUCGAAACUGGAGUUCUAGAACUUGGGGCUGAAGUGUAAAUCUGUGUUUCACGACUACAUUUCAUCUCUUCUUCCCUCAAUCCCAAGACUGGAAAAGGCACGGAGGGACUAGGAGAAGAAUCGCCCAGGAAUCACUUCAGGCCUGGGAGGACUUGACAAAUAGAAUGGGCUUAGACAAGCCGCUUUCUCCCCUCCCCCUCACUCCUGCCACUAUUUCCAUUCCCCAAAAAAGUUAAAAUAUUUUUUUAAGUUCGCUGCUGAGGAAACAUUUUGCAUGAAGGAUAAAGAUUUUAUUAAGAAGCAUCUCUUUAAAAAAAAAAAAGAAACUUUUUCUAUGCAUUGCAUAUGCUUUAAAUCAACAAACUCUUCAUUUCUAAAAUAUGAACUCAUCAUAUUUUUCUAAUUUAUUUGCCAAAAAUAAUUGCUAUGUUUGGUCACAGAACAUAUGAAAUCCACUUACCUUAAUUUUUAAAAAUCAACUUGUGUACAAACUUUCAGUUCAACCUAAAGCAGUAUAGAAGUUUAAUGCAUAGUAAGAGACUAUGAACAGACAGAUUUAUCUUAUUCCUUGUGAGCUAAAAACUUUAAUGAGAAAACUGCACUAAUUUUUUUACAGCAAUGCACUAAAAAGUCUGAGAUUGCUCAGAACAUUUAUUUAUAUAUAUAAUAUAUAUAUAUAUAUAUAUGAUUAAAAAACCAUUAUUUAAAUUGCCUCUGGGAUUUGCCCUCUCCCUUUCCACAUAAUCACAGAUGGCAGGAGCAAUGUUGCUCAUCCUUUCUUGGUUGGUUCAGUAGUUAGAUUUCAUAUCAAUGCAUUUGUUGUUUCCUUUAUAUGAAAUACUAAAUCUUGAGAUGAACCUAGCUAUAUAUUGGCAUUGCUUCCCAAAGCCAUUUUUUGUGGUGCAUUCAGUAAUGUGAACACUACUGCCAAUUACUGUGUCCACAUCAAGGAUGAGCACCCAGUACAGUAGGAAAGAUCCUGUUUUUUAACAGAAGUCUUAGAGAUUCUGCUCCUCAUCAGUUAGGUUAGUAUCAGUUUCCAAGAGAAAACACUUAAUUUUUCAAGGGGAGGACAAAUCUCAAAAGAGCUGAAUGACUAGAGUGUAGUACUUAAGGGCCUCAUAAAGAUAUCUUGAAAGCAUUCGGCUUCAAUUCAAUAAUUUAUCCAAGUAAAAAAACUUUUUUAAAACAAAAUUAUACAGAUGGUGCAGCCCUUAUUAUCAAAUCACCCUUAAUUACCUUGCCUUUUAUUUUCCUUUUCUCUUCAUUCUUUUUCUAUUACUUGAAUUUUGUUUUCUAUGGUUAUAUAUUCUGUAUAACUGUAAUUUUGAAUAUUUAUAACUGUGAAGUUGACUUAAUUCAUGUGUUGUCACAUAUCCUAGUUUUUAUUAGGUUUUCUAAUGUGUGUAUUCAGGGAUAUGCGUAACUUAAGCUUAUGGUAGGUUGGGUGGGAGUUGCAGCUUAGAUUUAAUUUGCAGUUCUUAAUAUUCUUAUCUAACUCCAUUAGCAAAACUCCCCUUUUGUGAGUUUUUCCUCUUUUGAUAUGAGCGACUCUGUGAAGGAUACUGCAUAUAGGCUUAUCAUUUGGAAGCAGCCAUCUUUCUACCUCCAUAUGAUCUGACAGUUUAAAUUGUCUUGGGAGGAGGUAUGAUUGUUCCCCUCGGGCACUGAAAUGCCUCACAAAGAAAAUCUUGGAGUAAAUAUUUCUGGGAUGAAAAUUAAUGAAUUAAUACAAAGUAUUAUUGCCGUUCUGCUAAAAGGACCCAUCUGCUUUAACUCAGAAUUAUUUCUGAACUAAAAGGCAUCUUAUUUGAAUACCCUAUAUACUGCAUUCGGUUUUUAAGUUAGUACACCUUAAAAUUACCUUUCAGAAUUAUAUAUUCUUUAAUGGCAUAUCAGCUGUACUAUUGAAAUCAUAUAUAAGUUGAAUUUUUUCCGACAAAUUUUUGCAUAGCCUGACAUUUCUGAAUUGUUUGCUCAUUAUUUCCCUGAUACAUAUAUUAUAACAUUUAUAAAUUAGCUUUAUGUAAGUAAGGCACACCAUCAAAAUUUAGUGUUGAUCCCUUUUGCCGCAAGAAUAAGGAUUUGUGCAUUCUCAUUUUGAAAUGUAUGUAGUCCUCUUCGUUGAUGGUUAAGAAUAAGGCUUAAGGAUAAAAGAAAGAUAAGUCCAGGUUUAGCGCGAGUUUUCUGAUUUGUGCUCAUGAAAGAAUUUAAUGUGUAGUGUAAUCAAGAGCUGGAUAAAUUUUUUUUCUAGAAAAAUAUUAAAUUAUCAUAAUAGCAACUUCAAAAGAAGUCUCAAGUGCAAUAUAGUAAUAUUUUAUUUCAAGAGAAAAAAUUUAUGUUUUUCAUCUUCAAGAGUUAGAUUUUGUUAGAAUAUAAUCCAUUGGUAUAAAGAACCAAGAAUUGUUGAUCCUAAAAAAAAACCUCUUUUAAGUGAAGCAAAGUUAUACAUAAUAAAAGCCCGCUCUUUUCCAUUUGAAAAACCUGAUCUCAGAAUUUUAUAAAUUGGAAUACCUUUAAUGUUCAUUUCCUCAGUGGUAUUUUCUCCAGUUUGUACAAGUGACUUAUAACUUGGCAUAAUUCUACCACCAGUAGUUAUGAUAAAUUCUUUUACAUCGGGUAAUUGUAAUUUAGAAAUUCUCUAGUGUAAAAAGGGGGAAAGUUGAGUUAUUUUUCUUAUUUUUAAUCCUCAAAAGGGCAUUCUAUUUUGUGUGCCCUCUUAACCUUUUUCAUUGAUGCUCAAAAUAUGUACAAGAUCCUAGACUGCAGGAAGCUAUUUUGUGACUUUUAUGUUUAAAUUACUUACAACUUAGUUAUUAUAUGUGAAAGAGUUUUAGAGACCCAUAUUUUGAGAGUAUGAAAUUUAUAUGGUAUGUAAACCUUUGUAAUUCAUAGAAAUUACAAGCGUAUCUUUGGUGUCUGCUUUUCAGCUCCUUUUCUAUCAUGUGGUGUAUUGAAUGGUUUAUGAUUUGUUAAGUUUUUCUUCUAGAAUAGCCCUAGUAGGAAACCUCUAAAUGAAUAUACAGGUUCACUUUCAUGUUCUUAAGUCAGUAUGAUCCUUCCUUUUUUUAAAAUGUAAUAUCUAUAAAGACCUUACACGAUUACUUUUCACUAAAGAAAGUUAAUCUUUCUAAAUCUAAUUCAUGUAUCCUUUUUCCAAAUAUAAAACACUGACAAAUUUUAAAGACUUAGAGGGAAAAGGGUAGGGGGACAUAUCAGUCUAAGAAUUUUUCCUUUCAUUUUACCAAAAGUCAUGAAGUUAUAACCUACCUUCACUGCAUUUCUUAUAUUGGAAAAGAAAAAGAGUAAUAGAAGGGAAUAUGAAGUACUAUCAGUACUUAUCCAUAUUGAGGUAAAGAAAGCUAUGUAGACUAUGUGCCAAACCAUGAAAGUAGUAGUUUCUGGGAAAAAAAAAAAUCUAACUUAUUGAACAGAUAUACUUUUCCUUAUACUUUUUGAGUUUCUGGUUUAGUGGUAAGUUUCUCCAACAUCCAACUUUAGUGAAUUUUUAAAGACUCAUCAAAUAAUGAGGCACACAUCUUAACUUUAAUAGAUGGUACUUGUGUCAACUAAGCAUCAAUUCUGCAUCCACCUUGGAAUGUAAAUUGAUGGAUUGCUUUAUUGGAUCAUUAAUUAAAAUCCUGAGGCAUUUCUAUGUGUGAUUUAUCUAGUGCCUGAAAAGAUGUCUUAUGCUAUUCGUUGACUUUAAAAUGUCUACCAGAUGGAUUUAUUAUUUACUACUGCGAUUUAUUUACGUUAUUCUUCCAGGGAUAUUGUUUGCCCUUGUCAAUUGUUAUUAUUCUUGUAUUGCUUUAAUUUAUUUAUCCUUUCAUGAAUGUGGACAAAUUUAGGUCUUAUAAAAGAAUAGAUAUUCAUGCUAAUAGAAGUGUUUGACAUAUUCCUACUUUCAUCAUGUGAGAUGAUCAUAAAAAAAAAGUUACUGGAAUUAUUAAUUAUAUUGUUUGGACAUGGUCCCACUAGUGAUUUAUCAUUGAUGUAAUUCAUUGUCAUAUUGGAUCUAAAAAUCAUUUUUUUAUGAUUUCUGAAGGCUUUUACUUGAAUUUUAAUUAUGUAGACAUUUUAUAUCUUUAUAUAUAUAUACACACACACCCCCACAUGUAUGUGUAUAUCUUACUUUAAAAAGUCAUUGAAUUAUGUAAAUUCACUUUUCAGUCUUAUAUGGAAUUGGAGGUUUGUUGAGGUCAGGGUUUGGAUUACUCAAGAUAAUAAGGCAUCACUGAAUGAAGAGAAUAUAUUGUUUCUUUAGCCCAAACUUCAGAUCUCUAUUUUCUAAGGAACAAAAAGCCAAACGUUUUAUUAUUUUGUUCCUUUCACUCCUUUCCAUCCCAUAAAAGUCUGAAUGAUAUGUUUCCAAAUUUUCUUAUUUCAAAUUGGUUAAAUGUUUAGCUAAAAGCUCUAAAUGGAAAGGAAUUAAAUGUGCAACUAGUAUAUAGUGUUUGUUAACUUUGCCUUGAAAGCUAAGCUACACUGUUAAUCUUUUCAACAAUGUCACUUUUCUGGGAUAUGUAUCUAUUUCUCCAAUAUUGUUUAAAUGGACCACAUAUCUUUCCUAAACUAGGUGAAUAAUUUCUGAUUUUGAAAUGAAUGCCAUAUCUUCUAAAUUGUAGAAGACUUUAUAUUAAGACUUUCAAAAAUUGGGAGAAACCAGAGCAGAUUAAGAACACCAGUGUUAUAUGACAACUUUGUUUCAAGCUUUUUUACCUAUUAUAUAGGGUUAUAUCUAUUCUCUUAUUAUCUUCAUUAUGCUCCAUACUUAAUGGCUUUUGACUUGGUAGAGCCAAACUGGAAAAAAUGAAGGUCAUGUAGCACAAGGGUGAGAAUGAACUGCUAAUUGUUGUUCCCCCAGUUUAGGACUUGUUCUGUUUUCAAAAUAAAGAAAUAGAUAUAAAGGAUGGCUGCUCCAAAUGAGCUUCAGGGCUUAGUAUCGUUAAGUUUCAUAAGCCUUCAGAAUGUAAAGCUUGAUUUCACAAUUGAAAAAUAGAAAUGGGGAAAAAUCAUGUCUGCUUUUUUGCUUUUUAAAAAACUCACCAUGUAAGUAAAACUGCAUUCUUAAAUUGAACACAUUAACCUUAUGUAUGAGCUUUAUAUGAGGAAAUGGAAGAAGGAAUAUAUAAAGUAGCAUAGUAGGAAGGAAGGUGUAAGAGCAAAAUAAUGGAUUUACUUUUUCUGAUAAUGGGCUCUGAAAAGUAUAUAUUGCCUCUACCAGCAUAUGGAUAUUGAUUGGAAAUAGGGAUAUAUGUACUCAUGUGUGUCUGUGAGUGUGUCUGCGUGUGUGUUAUUGGAAACAGCCUGUAAAUAUUGUAGUUGUUUUAAAUGGAAAAUAAAAGCUGAGGUUUUUUUGUUUUUGUUUUUGUUUUGCAAAUGUGUUGCAACAAAAGGACAGUAUUGACAGUGGGUAAAACACUGAGGAAAUAAAUUUUUUUUUCAUUUUU